Aspergillus neoniger CBS 115656 is the source of this 518-nucleotide messenger RNA. RefSeq lists its product as uncharacterized. Gene Ontology annotation, biological process: mitochondrial respiratory chain complex IV assembly. NCBI's taxonomy places the organism in Eukaryota, Fungi, Ascomycota, Eurotiomycetes, Eurotiales, Aspergillaceae. Bases 88 to 306 code for a protein of 72 amino acids. Gene Ontology annotation, cellular component: mitochondrial inner membrane. The record is from RefSeq and is a predicted model, not a curated record. The transcript has 3 exons.
CCGAAAAGAAAAAACGGCGCGCCCUCUCCAGAACCCUCACUCAUCUCCAAGCCUCAACCAGUCACCACAGACUCAAGCCUUUCCACAAUGCCUGCCGGAAUCUUCAACUCAACCUACUACGGCAAAGACUACCGCGCCGGAGCGGCCCUUCUCCGUGCCCGUCGUCCGUAUCUGUUCAAGAAUGCCUUGACCGGUCUGGCCUUGGUGUCUUUUACCAUUAGUGUUUACGCCUACACCAUCCGCGCCGUCGGACAGGAUGAGUUCUCGGACGUGAAGGUUCCCGAUGAGCCGGCUAAGAAGCAAUAAUUGAUUUGAAUAUUGCAUUUGCGGAAUACUGUUGUCGUUGUUUUAUUAUAUUUUUGGUUUCAGCGUAUGCUGAUCGAGCUGUGUGUGUGUGCAUGGAUUGAUUUGAAUGUUUGAUUGAUUGAUUGUUGAUGGUGUAUUGGGAUUGGAGUUAGGUUUGAAUAACUAUGAAUAUACUGUAUGUUUAACUUUUUGUGUGUUGGGUUUGUGCUGGG